Molecule: messenger RNA, 438 nt
Organism: Pelobates cultripes (western spadefoot toad)
Lineage: Eukaryota; Metazoa; Chordata; Amphibia; Anura; Pelobatidae
Source: the annotation of a GenBank genome assembly
AUGGUAGGCGGACAUGUCGUGGGAGAGCUCCUGCUGCAGGUUGCAUUAAAUGCUCUCAUAGCCCACUCACGGCACGCCGAAAUGCGCUUUACUGAAUCUCACAGACCCAGGCAGCAGAGCGGAGUCCGACAGGGUGCCCCACGACGGGGACAACCCUGGGAUUCCAGUGAGACCUUGCACGCUCGGAAAUCAGAGGAGACAGACGAUCUCCCGAACCACGAUGCACAACUUCAGGCCUGUGGGCUAAAGCUACCCCAUUACCCCCCCCCCCACUUUGGACCAGCAGGGGUCAUCCUGGUCCCCACCAGCUUAUACUCACCCAGGCAACACCCUGCAGCCACACACAGCCCGCUCCUCAAACACAGCGACUCUGACCCAAAUAGCGGAUGCACCAUGUUCCAGGAAGCCUCCCACGCAGCUUGUACAGCCACACCAUAG